Molecule: messenger RNA, 4556 nt
Organism: Gasterosteus aculeatus aculeatus (three-spined stickleback)
Lineage: Eukaryota; Metazoa; Chordata; Actinopteri; Perciformes; Gasterosteidae
Source: RefSeq, a predicted model, not a curated record
AACACCCUGGCUGUGGAUACGCGCUUUCAGACGGUGCCGAGGCGCACCGACACGCUGACGUACAGUCACUGAUCCCGGGACGGACUCCCCCCGGCCUGUCGCGCUCUCCUGCCGGUUCCUCCUCUCCUCCGAUGGGCAUCAGGCUUCCUGAGAACGGUCCACUCGUGUCAGCUCCCCUAAGAAACAGAAGAUCAGAGGAGGAAACGCUGGAGAUACGCACUUUGCAGUAUGCAAGCACUAAAAGAACCACAACUAUUAGCAGAACAUUUGCCAAAGAGGAGCUUUUUCUAGCAUAAUGUAGCUCAUUCUGACAUCUUUCCUGCAAGAUCUUUUCUCUGGUGACUUCACCGGCCGAGUGUAGACUGAGGGACAAAUGGAGCAGGUCGGGGAGGAUCUGAACCUCUCCUUUCUCCUGGAACAUGAAAGAGACAUGAUCCUCAAGGUGCUGCAGAAAGAUGAGAAAUUAAGGAAGCGAGAGGAGAAGAGGAUACGGAAGCUGAAGAACGAGCUGCUGGAGAUCAAACGGAAAGGGUCCCGUCGGUCCCAGGAGCCGGAGGAGCGACAGUGCGCCCGCUGCAUGAAGAGUUUGGGCCUCAUCUUCGGCCGCGGAGAUCUCUGCAAGGAGUGUCAGCUGCGCGUCUGCGACGAGUGCCGCGUUACAACCCCCAAAAGACACCAGUGGAGAUGUAACGUUUGUGCCAAGAUCUCGGAGCUGAAGGAGGUGACAGGUGAGUGGUUCCUGGAGGAGCGGUCCAAGCGCUUUGAGCAGGGAGCGCCGAGCAGCGACGUAAUCAAACAGACGAUCAUGAGCAGCCCGACCGUCACAGACAAAAAGUCAACAGAGAACCUGUCAACCCCUUCUGAGUUGGAGAAAUCCGACACCCCAAGAUCCAAAAGAAGUGCAAUAGUUAACAUUGUUGCCAGGAGGAAAGGGAGGGCGAAGAUGGAUAAAAAAGGCAGCCGAUCGGCCCUGAAGCCGGAGAACGGCGUCGACAGCGCCAGUGUCAAGUCUGUAUCGGAUGGAGACGCUCAAAGCGUAAGAAGUGUUCGCUCGGCACCGAGUCCACGUUCCAACAGGGCCGGUUCCGAGGCCUUGGAGUCCUCGGGGACGCCCACCGUGCCCAAUAACCUGCGCUGCCAAACUCCAGAUGCUCCCAGCGACAACCGGAGGCCUGACGGAGCGGAGAGCGUUGCCAGCGUUGACUCUGGUGACGCUGUGCCGGAGAAAAAAGCUUCCGGCCACCACAGAACAAAUUCUGGCACCCCGACGAUUUCUGUGUCCAGGGCAUCGGUUUCAUCAGAUCACAGCCGCUCGGAGAUGGACCUGUCGGCUGCCGGCUCUGAUCCCAGCGAGGACGCCUUCAGUCUCCGGAGCCGUUCGGUCCCCGGGCUCAACGAAGCGGAGUUCUCUGAUGAGGAUGCGGAGGAAGACAUCGAUGCCCUGAUGUCAGCUCACAGCAAGACUCCCAGCCGACGCAUCAGCAACGCCGUGUCCACGUCUUCCACUCCUGGCUCAGAGAGAAGGUGGGGGUACCUCAAUAUCCCCGACUCAGAUGCUGAGACUAGUAGUAUAAACAGCAUGAUGAGCAUGUACAGUGAGACUGGUGACUAUGGCAACGCCCGGGUGAGCGGUGAGAUCCUGCUGAACAUCAGCUACAGCUACAAAACUGGUGCUCUCAACGUCCUGGUGAAAGAGUGUCACAACCUGGCAACAGGAGACGAGAAGCGGCAGCGCUCUGACACAUAUGUGAAGACGUACCUGCUGCCAGAUACGUCACGACAGAGCAAGAGGAAGACGAGCAUCAAGGCCAACACCAUUAACCCUGUUUUCAACGAGAAUCUCAGGUACGUGAUCAGCCACUCUCAGCUGGAGACUCGGACGCUGCAGGUGUCCGUGUGGCACCACGACCGGUUUGGACACAACAGCUUCCUGGGGGAGGUGGAGCUGACCUUUGACUCCUGGGAGUUUGAUUCCCAGUUAGAGGACUGGUACGCUCUGCAGCCCAAGGCGGAGAGUAAUAUGGACUCCUCAAUGCAGUACAAAGGAGAACUGACUGUCGUGUUGAAGUACAUACCUGCAGAGAAAAACCUCAUGCUGCCCUUGGACCAAGUACAAGUGAAAAAGGGCUUCCUGAAAAGCAGGAAGACGAGCAGCUUCACUCUGCCCAGAGGGGGCAUGGUCGAGCUGCUGGUCAAAGGAGCCAAAAAUCUUACUGCGGUCAAGUCUGGAGGCACUUCAGAUCCAUUUGUGAAAGGAUACCUCCUCCCUGACACCAACAAGUCGACUAAGCACAAGACGGUGGUGGAGCGGCGCACUGUGAACCCGCAGUGGAACCACACCUUCACCUACUGCGGCCUGCAGCCAGGAGACCUCAACAACGUCUGCCUGGAGCUCACCGUGUGGGACAAGGAAGCCCUGGCCAGCAAUGUCUUCCUGGGAGGAGUCAGGCUAGGAGCUGGUACAGGCAAAAGCUACGGUAAUGAUGUGGACUGGAUGGAUUCAUACGGGGAGGAACAGCGGCUGUGGCAACGCAUGAUUGAAAACCCAGAAAUCCCUCACGAGUGUACUCUGAUGCUACGAUCCAGCAUGCGCAAGUGCAACGCAUGAGCUGGAAGGAACAACAGACAAGAGAGGACAUGGAAGAACCAAAGUGAGAGUAAGAUGUGACGUGAAGGCAGAGGGCUGGAGAAGUGGAACGCUCGAGAAAAAAAGAAAAAGCGGCUAGGACUUAAACACUCAUUAGGGAAUAGAGAUGGUGCUUCUGCCCACUUAUUUCCCCUGAUACACCCUGUUCAGCCAGUCAUGCCUUACAUACUCCUUACACCCAUUACCCCCCCUCCAAAGCAUAAGCAUCUCCUCUUUGACCAAGCACUGCUGUUUACAACUGUAAAUGAAAAACAUGUGUCGUAUGUAACUUAGCUAGUGGAAUAAGCACACGGUGUGGAUCCAGAUGUGUCCGUCCUCGUCUCUGUGCCUCAUGUAUCUGCAUGUAGUUACAGCCGACGGAGACCUUUUUGUUAAGCCGUUAGAUGAGACACUGAUCUGCGAUCGAAGAGACUUGGACGGGAGUCAUUCCCUUAUACACAGAGGUGGAAAGUGACCAGCUCUUGUACUAAUGUCCUCCUCAAGUAGUAGACUUAUUUAUUACAGAGGGUAACAACUUAGUCGGAAUUAGAACAGUAGCACUGUCAAAUUUCUCAGUCGUCUUUAAUCUUCAAAGUAGUGACCAUCUUUUAUUUAGAAGUGUUGUUUUAGAUUCAAAGUAAUAUUGUUAAUAAUUGAGUAUCCGCCUACAGGCUGCUCUGAUAUUGAAUGUGAGGUAAAAGUAUAAAUACUGAUUUUGGAGUGUCCUCAAAAACAAAGACUGCAGCUAAAUUUGUAGGUGAUUUUUAAAAAAUAAGUUACUUUAAAAUAUGCCAGAAAAUGUGUAAAACAACAACAACCCAAAGACACUCGAUUUACGAUGAAAUCAAACAGCACAAGAUAACAAAUUCUCAGAUCUGAGAACUGAAGUCAUUGAAUGUUGCGUAUUUUUAGCCACACUAGCAAUUAUAUCGAUGAUAUAUUCCCUCACGGACAAGACAGACGACUUAAAAUAUUGUCAUUUUUUACAGACAUUUAUUGUCUUGUGUCUAACGUUUUUUUUCGGCCAAAAGUAAUAACAAUGUUUGUACUAAUCGUUGAAUACUAGCAUGCUAACAGGCUACACAAAGUUGAUUAAUAUGGUAUACCUCCUAAAUAUCAUUAUAUUGUUUUGGAAAUAUGUUAGCAUGCUGAUGUUAGCAAUUACCUCAAACCUCCACUGAGCUAAUUCACAGCCUUACAAAGGUACUCGCAUGGCUGUCGCAGUAGACUUAGCUAAUUCAAAAUCUUGUGCCAAUUAUUUUCUGUUGAUCAAGAAUGAAGUGGCUUAAAGGCGUUGAAAGGUGCUUGCUUUCCACCUUUGGUUGUCAAAGAAAAAGAACCCAGAGAGGUCACACAAUAACUAAGGUCCAUGUGAAUGAUCACUGUAUCAGUGUGACCGUAGAAACUGCACGGUAUUAGAGGGACAUUAGGAAGUCAUGUAGCGCCCUGGUGAACAGAUCGUCAGUAAAGAAAGUGCAGGAACCCUGAGAGAGCGAGGCCGCUGGUUAAAGAGUGAGUCAGCGCUGAGGCGAGCUGCCUUCAUCUCAGGGGGAUCUUAAUCACGAGACAGCGGCACUCACCUUGUCCCCGCUGCCGUCCGGCCUCUUGUGACGGAUCACUAAUUUCACAACAAACGUUCAACCGUUAAACCGUGAAAAACCUUUUUCUCAAACGGAAUGCUAUUUUUGUCGUGCUUACCCUUCGCUGUGAACUCCCUGAACUGUUUCCCACAGCACAAUUAUAGUAAUAAUACAUGGUGUUUAAUGUACAACAUACUUAAGAUGAGAGGCUCGUGCAAUACCUGAUCACUGAAGCAGCUCUUGAUUUACAGCAUGCAUCUCCGUCGUGUCUGGUUUCCAACCAUCAAACUGUAUUUAAACACCGUUGGUCGCAAAUCUGUUAUUUUGAAAUAAAUCCAUCUUUCCAUAGA